CCAAACACGAUACAGGUGAUUCCAUCCUAACAACAAAAUUAGUGAUGAAAUCAUCCUAUUUAACCAAACAUGAUACGGGUGAUCCUAUCUCAACAACUAGGAUGGGAUCUUCCCAUCCCAUCCCAUCUUAUCUCACAACCAAAAGCACCUAAAGAUCUUUCGGCACACGGAACGGAACGAACCCCAGUUGUCCGAGAGAUCAGCUCUCACUCCCAUCACUUGGACUCAGCUAGCUUUACACAAGUUCCGAGACGCACUCCAUUGCAGCAUUGCCCACCAAAACCCCAGCAUAAAUACCAACACCCUGCAAAAAGCGCGUGCGUUUCCCACCAUCUCACUCCACUCCACUACUCUGCUCUCGCUCCCCCGAUCCCGAUGGAGGCCAGCCACAGCCAUGGCCACCAGUCGCCGCCGGCCCCGUCCUCGUCGGAGACCCUGAUGGCCGCGCUCCUCCACGUACCAGCCGCGCAGCUCCCCUCCCUCGCGCGGUCGCUCGCCGCCGACGCGCGCCGGCUGCGGUGCCGCCUCGCGUUCCUGCUCCUCUCCCCACCGCACUUCGCCCGCGCGCUCGCGCGGCUCCGCGCCAUGCCGCUGCGCGCCAAGGCCGCGCUGCUGGGACGCGUCCUCCUCCGCUCCCUCCUUCUGCUCCUCCCGGCGCUCUGCCCCGACAACUACGGCGGCCGGCGGCGGCCAGCACCACCUCCUCCUCCAGGAGCCCGACCUCGACGCCGCGCUGCUGCUCCUCGCCAUGUGCGACUCCUACUCCCCGGCGGCGCCGCCUCCCCUUCCCCUGUCGACUGGCGCGCGGUGAUCGUGGACGACGUGGUGGCCUCCGCGCUCUCCGCCUCCGGCCUCGGCGCUACGCCCUGGGCCGCGCGCCCCUACGUCGACGCGGCCGCCAAGUGCCGCCGCUUCGCCGACGUCGUGUCGGCUGACCGCGGCGGCGCGAUCGGCGUCGGGACGACGAUGAAGGAAGGCGGAGGGAGCGGGGCCGCCUCGCACGCGGCCGUGCUGGCGCUGCCCCCCGCGGCCGGGGACGGCGCGCCGUGCGCCAUAUGCCGGGAGGUCAUGGCCCGCGGCCGCGGCGGCGUCGGCGUGUGCGCGCUGCGGCCGUGCGGGCACCGGUUCCACUGGCGCUGCGCGCUGCGGUGGCUGGCGUGGCGCAACACCUGCCCGUGCUGCCGCGCCGAGCUGCCCGCGCAGGACGCCGCCGCGGAGACGCGGCGGCUGUGGCGGGCCGUGGAGAGGAUGGCGCGCGGCGGGUGAAGCGUACGUGGUCGAUCGAUCGCUUGAUCGAUGGGACGCGCUACCUUUGGUUGCUUUCGCGCGUCGCGGGACGUGGUUUCGAGCACUGGUGACAGAUUCUUUUGGACGACGGCGAUGGCUGCUGGGGUGGCGCUGGGGCCCUGGGAGGCUGGGAACAUACGGAAUAAUGAUGUGGAAUGAUUUUUGUGAGAUAAAUAAGCUGCGACGAACAUGCAUGGGAUUGUCGCUUGCUAAUUGUUUGUCAUACCGUAUAUCGAUCAUGAGGAGGGCGAAUGAUUUGGAUAGUUUUGUAUUGCUUUCAGUGGGUCAGUGGUCAAGUAGAGGAGAGAUCGAGGAACAAGAUAGGUAUCGUCGUUUUGCAGCCUAAAAUCGCUGCUUUUUAGGCUUUUUGGUGAUCGCGUGCGUGCUAUUGGCAAUGGCAGCGCAUCAUGGAAAGUGUGGAUAUGUAAUUGAGUCGUACUGCUGUAAUCCUUUGCUAUAGGAUUACUGAUGUGUGGUUGGAUCUAGAGACUUUAGAGGCUAA
Setaria italica (foxtail millet) is the source of this 1789-nucleotide messenger RNA. RefSeq names its product E3 ubiquitin-protein ligase SGR9, amyloplastic. Gene Ontology annotation, biological process: protein ubiquitination. The record is from RefSeq and is a predicted model, not a curated record. Gene Ontology annotation, cellular component: cytoplasm. Lineage: Eukaryota; Viridiplantae; Streptophyta; Magnoliopsida; Poales; Poaceae. Gene Ontology annotation, molecular function: ubiquitin protein ligase activity.